AUGACGCUGAUGAGUGUGAGUCUACAUUCCGCAAACGCGACACGAGACAACAGGUCCGGUCGCGCGAGCGAGCGCUCUCAAGAGGGAGUGUUUCAGUUCGUCGGCGGCGCGGUGACGUCGCCAUGCCGUGUGUGUCGCAGACAGGCAGUCGGCAGACGGGCAGGCCGCAGGAACAGGAGGCUUGCUGGCUGGAUGCGGGGAGGGACGCGGGCGCCGCACCAGCAAGGGCCAGGUCCAGGGCGUGGCGGCUAUGACGACAUGUGCCACGAACCGUCCAGGAUACUGGAGAAGACGGAGUCCAUGCGGGAGUGCUUCACACCGCAGAUAACCGCACGACGGGGGGGCAUUGCGCAGUGCCGGCGACACGGGUGCUAUUUUAAGACGCAGUGCCGGGUCACUUGGCUGGCCUCGAGUCGAGUCGUUGGCGGCCCUGCGAGGCAACAGCGAAAAGAAGCAGCACAUGGAUUGAAUUUUGACCUGUUGGAUCUCCUUAUUACUGGCCGCCCGCAGAGCACAGAGCGCACAGAGGAAGCUGUGCCGAGCGCUCACCACCCACCCAGCAGCGGGCAGGUUUUGAGUUUGGGAUUGGAACCUGGAAGGGAGCCGUGGGGCCAGGCCGCGGCGCCGUUGCUUCUUUUGGAUCGGGGGGUGGUGGUUCGCCUCAGGGGCAAACACAAUACAAGACACACCCGUGGACGCUUGUGGCGUUCCAGUUGGGCGGUGCCCGCUGCGUUGGUGGCCUGUGGCGCUGGGGUUCGCGCCGGGCAAGGGGGGAAACCGCGAGCGCACAGCUGGUCAGGGGGGUGCUCGAGGAUUGUGCGGGCCGGGAAGGGGGAAGAACCAUGCUUCCAUGAAUCCAUGGAACCUCCCCCCAGGGGACGGGCAUCGUGCUGUCGCAGAUGUUUGCUCGCGAACCCUUGGGGAUUUCUCCGGUCGAGAAGCCACCAGCUCGAGAGAUGGAAGGAUGUCGUCGUUGGCUGUAGGUAG
This is a messenger RNA of Purpureocillium lilacinum, 987 nucleotides long. The record is from RefSeq and is a predicted model, not a curated record. NCBI's taxonomy places the organism in Eukaryota, Fungi, Ascomycota, Sordariomycetes, Hypocreales, Ophiocordycipitaceae.